CAGUAUUUUACUGCAGUAUGUUUGAUUAUAAUACCAUACCUACCUAUUUAUUCGAUAAUUGAGUAGGUAUCGUUUUUGUGUGGAAAGUGUGAUUCAGAAAAUAUAUAUGUAAGAGUUGGUAGAAGCACUCAAUGAUAGAAAUGGGAAAAGUUUACUUGUUGCCAAUUGCGAUUUUUAUUUGGUUUCCCGUAACCGUAAUAGCAACGUACGUUAUGUCGGUUUUACGAAGAGACGUCAACCCAAUCUUUCCCUACAUAAGCGACACUGGAACGUUUUCACCGGAGAGUUGUAUUUUUGGCCAGAUGCUGAACACUGGGGCUAUUCUUAUUGCUAUCCUUGUGUACAUCCGAUAUAGACACGUAAGGCUUUUGUGCGAAAGACACUCGCUAAGUACUAAAAUCAAGAAGGGCAAUACGAUUUCGACGUGGACAGGCGUCUUAUCCUGUAUCGGAAUUUCGCUGGUAGGCAAUUUUCAAGAGACCAAUAUUUUGUUGGUACAUUUAUUUGGAGCAAUUUUAGCUUUUGUCUUUGGAUCCAUUUGGCAAUGUUGUCAGACUUGGAUAUCGCAUAAAAUAUAUCCCCACGCAGGCCAAAUAAUAAUCAAUAGAGGAAGAAUAGUUUCAUCAAUAAUAUGCAUUGCCUGUUGCAUAGGAACAUUUGGUUGUGGAGUAAUUUCCAUAGUUCAAUUUCAAGGUCGUGACGUUACAAAAUGGACAAAGACAGACGGCGGAUAUUACUGGCAUAUCUCAAGCACAAUUAACGAAUGGAUAUUGGCCGUCUCGUUUUUGACAUUUAUAAGCAGCUUUAGUUGGGAGUUUCGACAUAUAGAUAUUCAUGAACCAGAAAUCGAUAUUUGCCAAUAAACUCCAUGCAAUACUACCGACAGUGAAUGACUUGUAUAUAGUAGGUUUGACAAAUCUUUUUUAAGUAACUACCUGUACCUACUCAAUAAAUGUGCGAUUUGAAAAUCA
Messenger RNA from Photinus pyralis (common eastern firefly), 971 nucleotides. Its product is annotated as DNA damage-regulated autophagy modulator protein 2-like. Bases 132 to 863 code for a protein of 243 amino acids. Lineage: Eukaryota; Metazoa; Arthropoda; Insecta; Coleoptera; Lampyridae. The transcript has 6 exons. The record is from RefSeq and is a predicted model, not a curated record.